AUGCCCAGAUUAUUCCUGAAAAUCCUAAUAUACAGUUGGAUAGCUUUUAUUUCUCUGGCCAACGGCCAAGCCGACUUUUUCACUUCUGACGAUAAUGUUACGCAAGUGGAAGAAGACUUUCGGGUCGACGACGUUACGAAGAUUCUGAAGAGGCUCGGCAACUACAACAGGAAUGCGUACCCGCUUCUGGAUGAAGGUGAGCUCAUUCUGUCACGUCAUCAACCCAAACAUGCUCAUACUCAUUUAUAUUUUUGCUCUCAAGAUCCCGAGGUCAUCCGUCCGUAUGAAUCAACUUUCUUUCGGCUGACAGCUCUGUUCGGUCUCAUUUAAUUAAGAGUCUUCCUCGAAGACGACGCGUGCCUCCCUCUUGUUCAUAACCCAAUUUUAUUGUCCCUCGUAAAAACUUUUUAUUUCUUAUUCUUCCUCCCGCGUCUGCCUUUUUUCUUCCGCUCCUCGUUCUGCUGAAAACAGAGCGAAAGUGCAUUCAUUGUGCCCCGGCUGAAAUGUCCGAAUUCCCCCGCCUCUUCCCAUCCGUCAGACCGCGCAUAUCCAUCAAUUCGAGAGUGCCCUUCCGGCGAAAAUGAAACUGUCCGCGAGACGGAAAAGGAUGGGAAGGGGUUUGGAAGGCAUAACAAGAAAAAAACGAGUUUGGAGGGGGAAGAGUGUGCUUGGAUGGGUUCGUUAGUUCGGGGUGUUGUGCCCGGGAAGCGAGAACAAAAAAAACAUAACACGAAAGAAAGAAGGUCUGGAAUAGGCUCCGCACCGGGUUUGCGAACAAUCGACUCACCAAUCCGAAGAAGACGUGACACAGUUUCAGACGAACCGACGUACGUGGAUAUCCAGAUGUACAUCGAAGGAAUGUCGUCGUUCCACGCACAAUCCAUGGUGAGCUGUUUUCCUAAACUUCCUGAAGUUUCGUUUGGCUUCUUCUUGCUCGCGGAGCAAGUCAAACCUGAUUGAAAACGUGGUGAAAAUUGGGCAGACAAUUAGUCAUGGGCAGGCGUGCGCGUGCUUCGAAUUCACAAGAAGCAAACGCUUCUUCCCCUCCUUCCUUCUCUUUUCUCACUUUGCUCCCGGCGGCUCUUUUAGGAUUCAAUUCUAGCGGACCGGGUCGCCGUGUGUGAUUAGUGAGAAGAGUGAGUAUCCAAACAUUAACUGUGGUCCACUUCCGCCGCUUAUUCCCCAAAGAUUUUGAACCAUGUCGUUGUGCGAAAGGAGGCGAGCGAGUGCCUUUCGAAUAUGACUUGAGCAGUUAUUUCGAGACAAACCAAAGUGUCUGAGUGAGAACAAAAAAGAGGCGAGCAAAAGAGCAAGCGUCUCCUUCUUCUUUCCGUCCGACCACAAUUUGACACUUUUCUGAAGAAGUUGAAGAUCCGUCGAUUCAAUGGAAUCUCUCUUUCCCAACAAAACACUUUUCCGAUUGACGAGGGGAGACGGGCACCAACUUUUGCUCAAAACUGAAUUUCAAAUUACAAAUUUGGAAUUCUACACAAAUUCUACACAAAUUCAGCGGCUCGUGGUCGCUCGCGCUCCACUGAGAAUUGCGGUUUGAGGUCAACUCAGGAAUUCAUCCGACGGCCGAAAGUGCGGAAAAACGGAAGAAAUGAAGAGGGGAAGAGGAUUAAAAAUACAGGUUCUUGUGUUCUUCUUCUUCUUUUCCUUCCUUCUUCUUGUCCCGCUUUCCCUUGUUUAUAUCCAUUUCAUCUGGAAUCUUGUGAGAUACAAGUCGAAAGGCAGGGAGUGGUCUGCUCAUUGUUCCGUCGGAUUGUACAAAGGUUCAAACAACUUGGGAGUGUCUGAAUGGAACCAGAGGGUCCACGUUUAGGUUGGCUUCUGAAGGUUUCCGAAUGACUUAUUCAGAAGACGCCCGUGACACGCUAACGAAAUACCGAGCACACAAAAACAAUUAGUUAUUAGUGUAUAGAAUGCACACUUGUGUGAUGGAUUAGUUCUUAGUAUUUUGACAAUAGUCAUCAUCCAAAGGGUUAAGGUCAAAAACUGAAAAAGACGACGGAAGUAGUGUCCAUUCGACUCUCGAAAAGAGCAAAAUCUCGUGUGUGAACUGAGAGCAAUGAAUCGGCGGAAAUGGUCGAAACCCGAGCCCCGCGGAGCUAAUCUUCAGUCGUCAUUUGAGUCGUUCAGGACUUCCAAGUGGACAUCUACUUCCAAGAGAAAUGGAUAGAUCACCGGUUGCAACACAACAACACAAAACGCAUUCUGGUGAAGGAUCCCAAGUUAUUCGGACUGCUGUGGCAUCCGGAUCUCUACUUUGCAAACGCCCGGACGGCCAACUUCCAUGAUGUCACUCAGCCCAACUUUUUAGUAUGGAUUUACCCGAACGGGACCGUCUGGUACGAUUGCAGGUAUCACAUGAACUCUGAAAAACCUGAGGAGUGCAAAGUUUCAUUUCAGAAUAUCAUUGACGGUUUUAUGUAUGCAGGACUUGGCUAGGUAUCCAUUAGACUCGCAAAACUGUGGACUUCGUAUUCUCAGCUGUAAGACAACAACUAGAAAAGCGUAUCUUGAACACGUUUCUGACUUUAGAUGCGUAUGACGAGGAACAACUGAUCAUCCGGUGGAACGGAGCAAAUCCAGUGGAAGUGAAUCGUGGUAUUCGGAUGCCGGAUAUGCAUCUCAAGCGCAUCAAGUUCUACACGAAGAAUGACGAGUACGCGACGGGCGUCUGGUCGUCCGCAGUGGCUGAGUUCCACGUGGAUCGCGAGAUCACCCAUCACAUCAUCCAGUCAUAUAUCCCCACUUCACUCAUCGUCAUCAUCAGCUGGUUCAGCUUCUGGCUGGACGUCGAGGCGGUUCCCGGAAGGGUUUCUCUCUCCAUCACCACCCUUCUGACUCUCGCCACUCAAUCCAGUGCCGCCAGAAUGGCUCUUCCACAGGUAUUCAUUUCCCAUUUCUCGUUGCAUUUCUCGCUCCAUUUCGAUGCAGGCUUCUGACGUGAAGGCGAUCGACGUGUGGAUGGGCACGUGCAUGGCAUUCGUCUUCUCCGCAAUGAUCGAAUUCACAGCCGUCAACUAUUGCGUCCGGAGGAAAGUGCGCGCCAAACCGAAGGCUCGCGGGCUCUCCGAGCAAGUGCAUGACCUGGUUUCUCAGUAUAAAGAGAAAAAGGACAAAGUGAGCAAAAGCACUCGUCCGCACGUUUCCCUUUCUCAUUCUGCUUUCAGUUCACCAACGGAAACUGCGAGAUCAGCUACGAAUUGUCUCUGCAGCCGACCGAGGACAAUGCCACGUUGCAGCGGAAUUUCGAAAAGAAGGAAUUGCGUGAGAUGAACCAGGCGCCGCUGUUUGUCCGUCGUUCUCUGCUGCCUUCUUCGAAGCGGAAAACCAUUGAAGAAAGGUUCGGAAUGAGUAAUCACCGCCAAACCGCCAAAAAGAUUUGCAGAAUAAACCGGGUGGAAGAGAACCGCAAGUACGCGCAGCGGAUCGACCGAUACAGUCGGGCACUGUUCCCACUCGCCUUCAUCCUCUUCAACGUCUUCUACUGGAUCUACUACCUCAAAUAUGCAGUCAGUAACUCCCCCGAACUUAUUCUCUGA
Molecule: messenger RNA, 3551 nt
Organism: Caenorhabditis sp. 36 PRJEB53466
Lineage: Eukaryota; Metazoa; Nematoda; Chromadorea; Rhabditida; Rhabditidae
Source: the annotation of a GenBank genome assembly